ACGAUGCAUCAGAGGCUUUACAUGGGCCAAAUUCAAGGCGUUCUAUAUCCUGCUUUUGACAAUCAAGAGAUUUAAGAAAGCAAUAUCAACCUUCAGUACUGAAGUCACUUAUCUGACAUUUUCAAUAAGAUUUCAAAAAAGAAACAAUGUCGCAGGAGAAAUUCAGAGGUUUUAAGAUCGACAGUCUGAAAGAAGCACUGGAACUGAGUGGUGCCAGGAAUAAGUUUCUGCUUGAAUCUCAGUUAAAGAACACCAAAGCUGAGAAUGAAAAUUUCUUGACAGAGGUUCACACCCUCCAGGAAAAUGAGAAAAUCUUAUUUCAAAAUAACAAGAGUCUCUGUGAUGAACUAGCCCAUCUCCAAAGGGUGACUGAGAUAAAACAUGAGGAGAUUGGAAAUCUGACGAGAAAAAUAUUCAAGCUUGAGGAUCAGGUGAAGGAGGCUGAAGAUCAACGGGCCCAAGUGGAGUCUGUGGAGGCAAAAAUGCAGGCAGAGAUUGAAAGACUGAAUUCUGCACAGCAUGAUCUUCAAGAAAAGCGUGAUUCUCUCCUGGAUCAGAACAAGCGUAUUGCUGCUGAGCUGGUCCAGGUUGAAAGCCAGAGAGACAAACAAAAGGAGGAGAUUUUAAAGCUUCUGAAAGCUGUCCGAGAACUGUUAGACCAACGGGCAAAGGCUGAAGAUGAUAAUCGGGCCCAAGUGUUGUCUGUGGAGGCAAAAAUGCAGGCAGAGAUUGAAAGACUGAACUCUGCACUCCGUGAUCUUCAAGAAAAGCGCAAUUCUCUCCUGGAUCAGAACAAGCGUGUUGCUGCUGAGCUGGUCCAGGUUGAAAGCCAGAGAGAUGAACAAAAGGAGGAGAAUUUAAAGCUUCUGAAUGCUGUCCGAGAUCUUGAAGACCAACGGGCAAAGGCUGAAGAUGAUAAACGGGCCCUAGUGGAGUCUGUGGAGGCAAAAAUGCAGGCAGAGAUUGAAAGACUGAAUUCUGCACGGCAUUAUCUUCAAGAAAAGCACGAUUCUCUCCUGGAUCAGAACAAGCAUGUUAUUGCUGAGCUGGUCCAGGUUGAAAGCCAGAAAGGUGAACAAAAGGAGGAGAUUUUAAGGCUUAUGAAAGCUAACAGAAACCUUGAAGACCAAUGGGCAAAGGCUGAAAAAGAUAAGCAGGCCCUAGUGGAGUCUGUGGAGGCAAAAAUGCAGGCAGAGACUGAAAGACUGAAUUCUGUACUGCAUGAUCUUCAAGAAAAGCACGAUUCUCUCCUGGAUCAGGACAAGAGCAUUGUUGCUCAUCUGGUCCAGGUCGAAAGAAAGAGAGAUGAACAACAGAAGGAGAUUUUACAGCUUGUGAAUUCUAUCACAGAUCUUGAAGGCCAAUUGAAAAAGGCUGAAAAAGAUAAAUGGGCACAAGUGGAGUCUGUGGAGGCAAAGAUGGAGGCAGAGAUUAAAAGACUGAAUUCUGCACUGCAUGAUCUUCAGGAAAAGCACGAUUCUCUCCUAGAUGACAACAAGAGCAUUGCUGCUGAGCUGGUCCAGGUUGAAAGCCAGAGAGAUGAACAAAAGAAGGAGAUUUCUAAACAUGUAAAAGCUAUCACAGAUCUUGAAGACCAACGGGCAAAGGCUGAAGAUGAUAAACGGGCCCAAGUGGAGUCUGUGGAGGCAAAAAUGCAGGCAGAGAUUGAAAGACUGAAUUCUGCACUGCAUGAUCUUCAAGAAAAGCGCGAUUCUCUCCUGGAUCAGAACAAGCGUGUUAUUGAUGAGCUGGUGCGGGUUAAAAGCCAGAAAGGUGAACAAAAGGAGGAGAUUUUAAGGCUUAUGAAAGCUAACAAAAACCUUGAAGACCAAUGGACAAAGGCUGAAAACGAUAAGCAGGCCCUAGUGGAGUCUGUGGAGGCAAAAAUGCAGGCAGAGACUGAAAGACUGAAUUCUGUACUGCAUGAUCUUCAAGAAAAGCACGAUUCUCUCCUGGAUGACAACAAGAGCAUUGCUGCUGAGCUGGUCCAGGUUGAAAGCCAGAGAGAUGAACAAAAGGAGGAGAAUUUAAAGCUUCUGAAUGCUGUCCGAGAUCUUGAAGGCCAACGGGCAAAGGCUGAAGAUGAUAAACGGGCCCAAGUGGAGUCUGUGGAGAUAAAAAUGCAGGCAGAGAUUGAAAGACUGAACUCUGCACUGCAUGAUCUUCAAGAAAAGCACGAUUCUCUCCUGGAUGACAACAAGAGCAUUGCUGCUGAGCUGGUCCAGGUUGAAAGCCAGAGAGAUGAACAAAAGAAGGAGAUUUCUAAACAUGUAAAAGCUAUCACAGAUCUUGAAGACCAACGGGCAAAGGCUGAAGAUGAUAAACGGGCCCAAGUGGAGUCUGUGGAGGCAAAAAUGCAGGCAGAGAUUGAAAGACUGAAUUCUGCACUGCAUGCUCUUCAAGAAAAGCGGGAUUCUCUCCUGGAUCAGAACAAGUGUGUUAUUGAUGAGCUGGUGCGGGUUAAAAGCCAGAAAAGUGAACAAAAGGAGGAGAUUUUAAGGCUUAUGAAAGCUAACAGAAACCUUGAAGACCAAUGGACAAAGGCUGAAAACGAUAAGCAGGCCCAAGUGGAGUCUGUGGAGGCAAAAAUGCGGGCAGAGACUGAAAGACUGAAUUCUGCACUGCGUGAUCUUCAAGAAAAGCGCGAUUCUCUCCUGGAUCAGAACAAGCGUGUUAUUGAUGAGCUGUUCCAGGUUAAAAGCCAGAAAGGUGAACAAAAGGAGGAGAUUUUAAGGCUUAUGAAAGCUAACAGAAACCUUGAAGACCAAUGGGUAAAGGCUGAAAAAGAUAAGCAGGCCCUAGUGGAGUCUGUGGAGGCAAAAAUGCAGGCAGAGACUGAAAGACUGAAUUCUGUACUGCAUGAUCUUCAAGAAAAGCACAAUUCUCUCCUGGAUCAGGACAAGAGCAUUGUUGCUCAUCUGGUCCAGGUCGAAAGAAAGAGAGAUGAACAACAGAAGGAGAUUUUACAGCUUGUGAAUUCUAUCACAGAUCUUGAAGACCAAUUGAAAAAGGCUGAAAAAGAUAAAUGGGCCCAAGUGGAGUCUGUGGAGGCAAAGAUGGAGGCAGAGAUUAAAAGACUGAAUUCUGCACUGCAUGCUCUUCAGGAAAAGCACGAUUCUCUCCUGGAUGACAGCAAGAGCAUUGUUGCUCAUCUGGUCCAGGUUGAAAGCCAGAGAGAUGAACAACAGAAGGAGAUUUUAAAGCUUAUGAAAUCUAACAGAGACCUUGAAGACCAACAGGCAAAGGCUGAAGAAGAAAUAAUGCAGAAGGAAAAUGAACUAGAAAAACAGAGCAGAAUAAUUGCAGAUAAGCAGGAGCAGAUAAAUGAUCUGAAUAAAGCCAGAGAGAUUACAAGAUGGAUAACCGAAGAUCUUAAGGAUCAGCUGAGUUUGCUCCAGGAGGAACAGACAUUGGCUGAUUUAAGAGAGGUACACGAAACUGCUGCAUCUGAAGAAAUGGAGGAUCCUGUUGCAAACCUGCCUCCUAACAUGGUUCAAAAUAGUGGUUCAUGGUCUCACUGUGCCAAAUGCCUACUUAAACUAGGUUUAGGUCUAAUUCCUGCAGCUAUUGUGUCAGCCUCAGUGUAUUACAGCUACAACGCACGUACUGACUGUUCUCCUUGAGACAUCGUCAACAAUCUCUUCAAUCCCUUCCGCAAAUUUGAAUAUAUACCACCUCCCAUUUAAAGAAUGGAAUGGUGUUUUCCAUCUACAGUCCAGAGAGCCUUAUGUUGCUAAUAUUAUGCAAGUGAAAGUAGAUGUGUGUGUGUGUUCUUUUCCUUUUACCCCCAACCAGUCACAGCAGAUGACUGCCCCGCCCUGAGCCUGGAUCUGCUGGAGGUUUCAAGGGAGUUUUUCCUUCCCACUGUCACCAAGU
Archocentrus centrarchus (flier cichlid) is the source of this 3876-nucleotide messenger RNA. RefSeq names its product paramyosin-like. Gene Ontology annotation, biological process: centriole replication; de novo centriole assembly involved in multi-ciliated epithelial cell differentiation. NCBI's taxonomy places the organism in Eukaryota, Metazoa, Chordata, Actinopteri, Cichliformes, Cichlidae. The record is from RefSeq and is a predicted model, not a curated record. The coding region runs from base 147 to 3623 and encodes 1158 amino acids. The transcript has a single exon. Gene Ontology annotation, cellular component: centriole.